This is a messenger RNA of Oryzias melastigma (Indian medaka), 1681 nucleotides long. It is a transcript of the gene cavin1a, whose product is annotated as caveolae associated protein 1a. Gene Ontology annotation, biological process: termination of RNA polymerase I transcription; transcription initiation at RNA polymerase I promoter. The record is from RefSeq and is a predicted model, not a curated record. Gene Ontology annotation, cellular component: caveola; cytoplasm. The transcript is spliced from 3 exons. Gene Ontology annotation, molecular function: rRNA primary transcript binding. NCBI's taxonomy places the organism in Eukaryota, Metazoa, Chordata, Actinopteri, Beloniformes, Adrianichthyidae. Bases 142 to 1371 code for a protein of 409 amino acids.
CAACACUCUGGGUGGGUACUUUGCCUGGGAGCAGAGGCAUUUGAGUCAGGGUACGCAUGCUUCAGCUGUGAGAGGCUCAACUCCCCUUGGCUGGCUGGCAUCCCAGAGCAGAGGCAGACAGAGACAGAGGAGACCGCUGUUAUGGCAGAUAGAGGUAUGAAAACAGAUCAAGCUGUCCACGCACAAGUGCCCUACGAUGACGAAGAGGUGGCUCUGGUAGGCGAAUCCGGCUUAGACGAUGUUUCCGAAGACGCAGACCUGGUGCUGGCCGCGGGCUCCGGAGGCACCAGUGAAGCUCAGAGGAACGGCGUCAUGGUUCUGGCUCUGCUGGACAAAAUAAUUGGGGUGGUGGACAACAUCCAGCAGACUCAGAACGGACUGGAGGCGCGACAGGAGGCCAUGGAGAAGUCUGUGUCCACGAUCCAAGGGGAGCUGACCAAGCUGUCCAAGAACCACGUCGACACAGCCAACACGGUCAACAAAAUGCUGGACAAGGUGCGCAAGGUCAGCGUCAACAUCAAGACGGUGCGCAGCAACCUGGAGAAGCAGGCGGGCCAGAUCAAGAAGCUGGAGAACAACGAGAACGAGCUGCUGAAGAGGCGCCACUUCAAAGUCCUGAUCUACCAGGACCAAGUUAAGACGUCAAAGCAGAAGACGGUUCAGACGGCUGAGGGAGAAGUGGUGGAAAACCUGGAGCAGAUCCCUGAGGAGGACCAAGAGGGGGUUAAAGCCAGCGUCAAUUCAGAUGAAGAGGUGGAGAUCGAGGAGAUCGUUGAAGAGUCCCGCACGAAGCGCCUCCAGCGCACCACCAAGCAGCAGGUGGAGAACAUAAAGAAAGCCUUCUCGAAAGAGAAGAUGGAGAAAACCAAGCAAAAGACGAAAGAAAACCUGGAGAGGACCAAGAAGAGAACCCGCGAGAACCUGGAGAAGACGAGGCAGAGAACCCGCGACAACCUGGAGAAGACGAAGCACAGCCUUGAGAUGAAGAUCGAUAAGCUCGGGACCCGCAUGACCCCCAACCAGGAGCGCAGAGCGAAGAUGAAAACCUACAAGGAGAAGGUGAAGAAGUCCCUGACCCCUGAUCACACAGUCAACGCUCGCUCCAAAACAACAGUGUACCGAGUCCCCCCUUUCACCUUCCACGUGAAGAAGGUCCGAGAAGGGGAGGAGGAAGAGGUGGCGCCCAAUACAGAGAUGGUGGAAGUGACGGAAGGAGAAGCUCAGCUGGGUGAAGAGGAGAACGGCCGUGUGGAGAUAGAGGAAGGGAAAUUAGUGGAUAUAGACAACCCCGAGACUCUUUUGGAGGUGACUGAGGACUCUCAGCUGGUCAGUGUGGAGCCGGAACAUCUAAAGAAAGCCCAAAGCAAAUAGAGGCUUCGCUUCAACGAGAACGUGAAGAGAAUUGAGGAAGUUGAGAAACCAGAAAAAAGAUGUGAUUGUAGUUCGACAUCUUCUCUACUGGUAAUUUUCCAAAGAAGGAAGACUUUUAUGGUGAACUGCAAAGACGAAUCUAGCUUUUGGAGAAGGGUUGAGUCAUUUCUGUCCACAUUUUUUGGGGACAGAAGAAAAAUGUAUAAAGAAUUGUAGUUUUUAUGGAUCUGCUUAAACACAAAAUUAGCUUUUCAACUCGAUCAAUGUCAUUUCAGUAGAUUUUGAAGGAGAAAAGCGGCUCAACGAGCCG